Molecule: messenger RNA, 1462 nt
Organism: Propithecus coquereli (Coquerel's sifaka)
Lineage: Eukaryota; Metazoa; Chordata; Mammalia; Primates; Indriidae
Gene: DAP3
Product: death associated protein 3
Exons: 13
Coding region: 66-1259 (397 amino acids)
Biological process (GO): apoptotic process
Cellular component (GO): mitochondrial small ribosomal subunit; mitochondrial ribosome
Molecular function (GO): structural constituent of ribosome
Source: RefSeq, a predicted model, not a curated record
CUCUGUCGGUGUCUGCCGGUCUUCACGUCAGGAGAACUAGUCUGCGACUCACGAGUGCAAGGACUAUGCUGAAAGGAGUACCAAGGCUUAUCUCCAGGGUCCAUAAGCUGGACCCUGGAUGUUUUUUGCAUACGGGGACCCAGGCACCCCAAAGCAUUGCUGCUCACCUAGAUAACCAAGUUUCAGUGGAGAGUCACAGAGCUAUUUCCCGCACCAGUGAGAGUGACCCGGCUAAGCAUGGGGAACAGCACGAGGGUCAGCACUACAACAUCCCCCUCCAGGAUUUGAAGACUGUGUUUCCCCACGGCCUGCCUCCUCGCUUUGUAAUGCAGGUGAAGACGUUUGGGGAAGCUUGCCUGAUGGUACGGAAACCAGGCCUCGAGCUUCUGCAUUACCUAAAAAACACCAAUUUUGCAUAUCCAGCUGUACGAUAUCUUGUCUAUGGAGAGAAGGGAACAGGAAAAACCCUUAGUCUUUGCCAUGUUAUUCAUUUCUGUGCGAAACAGGACUGGCUGAUACUACAUAUUCCUGAUGCUCAUCUUUGGGUGAAAAAUUGCCGGGAUCUUCUACAGUCCACCUACAACAAAGAGCGUUUUGAUCAACCUAUAGAGGCUUCAACCUGGUUAAAGAAUUUCAAAACUGCAAAUGAACGCUUCCUCAGCCAGAUAAAAGUUCAAGAGAAGUAUGUCUGGAAUAAGAGAGAAAGUACUGAGAAAGGCAGUCCUCUGGGAGAAGUAGUUGAACAGGGCAUAACACGGGUGAGAAAUGCCACAGAUGCAGUUGGGAUUGUGCUGAAAGAGCUAAAGAGGCAAAGUUCUUUGGGAAUUUUUCGCCUGCUAGUAGCUGUGGAUGGUAUCAAUGCUCUGUGGGGAAGGACCACUCUAAAAAGAGAAGAUAAAAGCCCGAUUGCCCCAGAGGAAUUAGCACUUAUUCACAACCUGAGGAAAAUGGUGAAAAAUGACUGGCAUGGAGGUGCCAUUGUGUUGACUUUGAGCCAGACUGGGUCUCUCUUUAAGCCCCGGAGAGCCUAUCUGCCCCAGGAGUUGCUGGGAAAGGAAGGAUUUGAUGCCCUCGAUCCCUUUAUCCCCAUCCUGGUUUCCAACUAUACCCCAAAGGAAUUUGAAAGCUGUCUUCAGUAUUACUUGGAGAAUAAUUGGCUUCAACAUGAGAAAGCUCAUACAGAAGACGGGAAAAAGGAGCUGCUGUUCCUAAGUAAUGCAAACCCCAGGGAGCUGGAGCGGCUCUGUGCCUACCUCUAAGCCACGGUCACAACGUGCAUGGAAGAACAUGGACAUUUCCUUUAAGCUGGACCCAACCAGAUGGAAUCACUACACAGGAAGAGCAGCCAGGCCCCUCUGCUUAGGGGAUUGGACAAGACUGCAGUUGGCUCUGGACCUUCGUUGAAAUGAGUUCCUUGCAAAAUGACUGUGAACACGUGGCAAUAAGAUGUCCUCUUCUUCCU